Messenger RNA from Trematosphaeria pertusa, 1680 nucleotides. Its product is annotated as gaba permease. Lineage: Eukaryota; Fungi; Ascomycota; Dothideomycetes; Pleosporales; Trematosphaeriaceae. Gene Ontology annotation, biological process: transmembrane transport. Gene Ontology annotation, cellular component: membrane. The record is from RefSeq and is a predicted model, not a curated record. The coding region runs from base 1 to 1680 and encodes 559 amino acids. The transcript is spliced from 9 exons. Gene Ontology annotation, molecular function: transmembrane transporter activity.
AUGGCGGAAGAAGUGCCCAAAUAUGAUCCGGAGAGACAGGCCUCUUUGACUGGAGUCGCCGAGGGUCUCUCGAGCGAGGAUGACGCCGCCGUCUUGGCGAAGCUUGGAUACAAGCAAGAAUUGCGCCGCAACUUCACGAUGAUCGAAGUCUUCGGCAUUGCAUUCUCCAUCAUGGGUCUCCUACCUUCGAUAGCGUCUACACUGGCAUACUCGCUGCCAGCCGGGCCGGCUGGCUUAGUUUGGGGCUGGUUCACGGCGAGCGCGUUUAUCUUCGUUGUAGGACUGGCAAUGGCGGAUCUGGGCAGUGCUAUGCCUACUUCCGGGGGCCUCUAUUGGUGGACGCACUACUUCGCCAGCCCGAAGACUCGUAAUGCGUUGUCCUUCCUCGUUGGAUACAGCAACACGCUAGGCCUGGUUGGCGGUCUUUGCUCCAUCGAUUACGGCUUCGCCCUGAUGUUCCUCUCGGUUAUCGUCAUUGCGCGUGACGGGAACUGGACGCCAUCGAACGGCAUCGUCUACGCCGUGUUCAUGUGUUGCGUGCUCGUCCACGGCGUCCUCGCCUCUACCAUAUCAAAGGCUAUGGCAAAGUUGCAAACGGCAUUUGUCAUCGCCAACUUCAUACUUAUUUUUGCAACCAUUAUUGCUUUGCCCGUCGGACGAGCGAGUCAGCGGAACGACGGCGAAUUCAUCUUCGGGACGACCGGAAAUCUCACGACGUGGCCUAUUGGAUGGGCUUGGUUUCUGAGCUGGCUUAGUCCUAUUUGGACGAUCGGUGGUUUUGACUCCUGUGUGCACAUGUCGGAAGAGGCUUCCAACGCGACGAAAGCUGUUCCUUAUGGCAUUCUGAUGAGCAUCGGCAGCUGCUGGUUGUUCGGCUUCAUCAUCUGCAUCGUGAUUGCUGCUUGCAUUAGCCCCGAUAUCGAGUCUGUUCUAGGCUCGCCAUUCGGGCAGCCUAUGGCGCAGAUUUACUUCGAUGCGCUUGGAAAGAAGGGAGCACUAGCGCUUAUGAGCCUGCUGUUCAUCGUCCAAUUCCUCAUGGGACUCAGUAUUCUCGUCGCUGUCAGUCGGCAAAGUUGGGCCUUCUCCCGCGACGGCGCUCUGCCUUUCAGCAAAUUCUUCCGCAAAGUCAAUGCGCGCCUGUUCAUUCCCGUUCGCGCUGUGUGGGGCUGCGUUUUCGUUGCGCUCAUCCUUGGACUCCUCUGUCUUAUCGCUCCUGCAGCGGCAGCGGCGCUCUUCUCUCUCGCUGUGGCUGGCAACAACGUAGCCUGGGGCACGCCCAUACUCUGCCGUCUCGUGUGGGGUCAGAAAAAGUUCAAGCCCGGGCCUGUCUAUACCGGCGACAAGCUCUCGAGACCGAUCGGUUGGCUGGCGAUCGUGUUCCUGUGCUUCGGCAUCAUGCUUGCCAUGUUCCCCGCUGGAGGACCAGAUCCCACACCGGAGACGAUGAACUAUACCGUUGUCGUUAACAGUGCGGUAUGGGGAGGCGCGCUGCUUUACUAUUUCAUCGAUGCGAGGAAAUGGUUCACGGGACCUAAGAUAACACUUAGUGAGGAGGAUCUAACAGAGGAACAAGCAGCUGCGAUUCGUGAGGAGGGCCUGCAGAUUGAAGGGCUGCCCGCGGCAGCUGAGAGCGUUGAGGGCGAAGGCAUCACCGAAGCUGAUCCGGACAAGAAGGCGUAG